AUGGCUACGAAUCGCACGCAUCAGCAGCAGAGAGGCGGAAUGAAUCCAUACGGGGUGAUGUAUCCGCAACAGCAUCACAUGCAACCUCAAUCUAUGCGUUCCAAUAUGAUUCCAAACAAUAUGUCAUAUCCCCAGUCCAUGGGCGCUCCUUUAAGUUCUAAUUAUGGUCCGACUGGUAUGUACAAUGCUCCUUCCGCAGCCCCUCACAUUCAGCCUGCUCCUGCUAGAGUUUGCAAUGUAAGCAACGAAGCUCAGAUUGUGUCGAAUUAUCCCACGACGUCUGCGAACAUCGUUUUCAGAAAAUUACCUUUUUUCAAGCUAAAACAUCAAAUUCUCAAGCCGACUGUAUUAGCUGGUAAUACCGGAUUGACGUUGCCGCCAAAUGUGCGAACCUCCGCAUCUCACGAAUUUAAUGUUUCAUUCGUUUUGACUUGUGAUAUGGCUUCAGAUUUAGCCAUGUUUCGUGACGUGACCAAAAAUGAAUACAUCAUGCAGGCUCAGCUUCGAAUUACUGCGACGGAAACUAACCCUACCACUCCUGUAACCGAAUACGAUGAUUUUCUGCCUUAUGGCCUCAUGAUACGAGUUAAUGGCCGACAGUGUAAUACCUUACCG
Molecule: messenger RNA, 615 nt
Organism: Ilex paraguariensis (yerba mate)
Lineage: Eukaryota; Viridiplantae; Streptophyta; Magnoliopsida; Aquifoliales; Aquifoliaceae
Source: the annotation of a GenBank genome assembly